UCACGCGUUCCCGCUCUCAGAGAAAACAACUCCUCGUCGGCACUCGAACUCAAACCUCUGUUUAUGCUAACGUUUGUUCAAAAGCAGAAUUUCUGACGGUGCAUUUGAUUGAGAACUAGAAUAAAUCCAGGAUCAUGGAUUCCGUUCCGGUCAUACGAAAACUUGAUGAAGUUGUCAUAAAUCGGAUAGCUGCUGGGGAGGUUAUUCAGCGCCCAGCCAAUGCACUGAAAGAGAUGAUAGAAAACAGCUUGGAUGCUAAAUCAACCAACAUUCAAGUGACAGUGAAGAAUGGUGGUUUGAAACUUCUUCAGAUUCAAGACAAUGGAACAGGAAUUCGACGUGAGGAUUUGGAAAUAGUUUGUGAACGUUUUACUACUAGUAAGCUAACUAAAUUUGAUGAUUUAAGUAGUAUUUCUACUUAUGGUUUUCGAGGUGAGGCAUUGUCAAGCAUUAGUCAUGUUGCCCAUCUCACCAUCACAACUAAAACAGCGUCAGAAAAAUGUGCUUUCAAAGCAAAUUAUACUGAUGGAAAAUUGAAAGCACCUCCAAAGCCUUGUGCUGGAACACAGGGUACUCAAAUUGCCGUUGAAGAUCUAUUUUAUAAUGUAUCAACCAGAAGAAAAGCGCUAAAAAGUCCUGGAGAAGAGCAUUCACGAAUUGCUGAUGUAGUGAGCCGUUAUGCAAUUCACAAUUCCAAAGUAGGGUUUUCCCUCAAGAAGCAAGGGGAAACAUUAUCAGACAUUCGCACCCUACCAAACUCAACAGUUGUGGAUAAUGUGAGAACAAUUUAUGGCAAUUCUAUAGCUAGAGAACUUCUAGAGGUGAAAUCAGAAGAUGAUGUGUUGAAAUUUAAACUUACUGGCCAAGUCACAAAUGUUAACUACUCUACCAAAAAAAUGGUUUUUCUCCUUUUUAUUAAUCACCGUCUUGUGGAUUCAACUGCAUUAAAGAAGACCAUAGAACAGGUGUAUUCUGUUUAUCUUCCUAAAAACAGCCAUCCAUGGGUAUAUCUUAGCUUAGAGCUAGAUCCUCGUAAUGUAGAUGUUAAUGUACAUCCCACCAAGCAUGAGGUUCAUUUCCUACAUGAAGACAAGGUGAUUGACCGUAUAAGAGCUGCUUUAGAGGAAAAGUUGCUUGGUUGUAAUACUUCAAGAGUGUUUUAUACUCAAGCCCGGCUGCCAGACUCAGGUUCUAUGCCUGCUCCUUCAGAAGUGUUAUCAUCUUCUAGUUCAACAACUGUUCUUCCUCAACACCUUGUCAGAACUGACAGCUCUGCCCAGAAGCUAGACAAGUUUUUUAAACCUGAAAGCAGUAGUAAAGAAACAAAGGAAUCAUCUGUGAAACUAAGUGUUGAGAGUGUACAGAAUUGUGAAACUUCUCCACCUCCUGUAUUGACAUCUGAAAGUAAUAGGAGAGAUAUACAAUUGACUAGUGUUCUUAAGCUGAGAGAAGAAGUUGAGAAAUCCGGUCACAAAGGACUGUUAGAUGUGACAAGUAAGUUUACUUUUGUUGGGUGUGUCAAUCCCUCACUGGCCUUGAUUCAACAUGAAACUGUUUUAUACAUUUGCGAUACUGCUGCAAUAUGUGCAGAACUUUUUUAUCAAAUUUUGCUCUAUGACUUUGGUAAUUUUGGCAUCAUACGGUUCUCGAGUCCCUUGUCACUUUAUGAACUAGCUAUGGAAGCACUAAAACUGGAGGAAUCUGGUUGGACAGAAGCCGAUGGUUCAAAGGAGGAAUUAGCGCAAUCAGUAAAAGAUCUUCUCUUAAGCCGGGCUGAAAUGCUGGAAGAUUAUUUUUCUAUGGAACUUGAUUCUGAUGGAAAUCUGGUUUCGAUCCCACUCUUGUUAGACAAUUUCAGUCCACCUAUGGAGGGUCUUCCAAUGUUUGUUCUUAGACUGGCUACAGAGGUUGAUUGGGACAAAGAAAAAGAAUGUUUUCAGGGAGUCUGUAAAGAGACAGCCCAUUUUUAUAGUCGUAUUGCUUCAGAAGCAGUCUCCUGUUCAUCUCUAACACCAGAUUCCCUUGAUGAAACAGAAUCUGAGGAAGUUCAUGACUGGAGAUGGGUUAUUGAACACGUCAUCUAUGCAGCUCUAAGAAAGAAUUUUUUACCCCCAAGAAUUUUUGCUGAAGAUGCCACUGUCCUUCAAAUAGCUAAACUUCCUGACUUGUACAAAGUUUUUGAGAGGUGCUAAGCAGGCUAUUCUCUGGAUAUUUGUUAAACAUGGCAGUUUUUAUUUUCAUUUAACAUUUGAAUGGAAUCAAUGCAAUGCAUUGCUGGAUCUCUGAUUAAUUUCAGAAUUUUUACUGCAGAAUUUUAUGAACUCCUUAUUAUGUCAUUGAAGUAAUGUUGUCUGUGAAAGGACUAGAUAAAUUUUAAGACAGUU
This is a messenger RNA of Frankliniella occidentalis (western flower thrips), 2384 nucleotides long. RefSeq names its product DNA mismatch repair protein Mlh1 (gene Mlh1). Gene Ontology annotation, cellular component: MutLalpha complex. The transcript is spliced from 13 exons. Gene Ontology annotation, molecular function: mismatched DNA binding; ATP hydrolysis activity; ATP binding. The coding region runs from base 135 to 2192 and encodes 685 amino acids. NCBI's taxonomy places the organism in Eukaryota, Metazoa, Arthropoda, Insecta, Thysanoptera, Thripidae. The record is from RefSeq and is a predicted model, not a curated record. Gene Ontology annotation, biological process: mismatch repair.